Messenger RNA from Triticum turgidum subsp. durum (durum wheat), 660 nucleotides. NCBI's taxonomy places the organism in Eukaryota, Viridiplantae, Streptophyta, Magnoliopsida, Poales, Poaceae. The record is from the annotation of a GenBank genome assembly.
AUGGGCCUAAUGGGCCCGUUAGUCUUAGGGUUAAUUAGAGAUAAGAGUCGCUUGCUUAGGGGUCAAGUUGACUGUCCUUUUCCUCCAUCGGAUAAGAUUGCCAUAAAUUUUGUUCGAACGGGAAAAGAAGAAAUAGUACCAAUGGAAGAGAUGAAGAUGUCAUGGGUGCCUUAUGUUCCUCUUCAGGACCGGUUUGGCAGGAUUGAAAGUUUGAAAACAAAAAUCUUCACUCUCUGUUGCACCCAGCGGAGGUCUGCGCUGAACCGAAUGGAAACUGAGAGAGCCAACAAGUUCUACUACUACACGCCCUACAUACCACUAAAUCCUCCUGAAGAUGAAGGUGGCACAGUUGUCCGCGUCAUAUAUCCUCUAGAAUCCCCGAUAGUUUGUGAUUUUCACUUGGAAUUGGAUGAUUACAAGGUUUUAGCUCAUAAGCUAGUCGAAGAUGAGGGGUUGCCAGAGGAUGAGAGGGAAAAAAUUGAGGCUGAAGAAGCCAGGAAGAAAGCUAUUGAAGAUAUGGACCCUAAGCAAAGAGAGGCAUUUGAAAACAUGGAACUUUACAAAUUAUAUCCCGUGAAAACCCCGGAUACACCUGAUGUUAACAAUAUGAAGUCGAGGUACAUCAACAGAUAUUAUGGCCGCGCACAUUAUCUGAUGUAA